Messenger RNA from Caenorhabditis bovis, 1233 nucleotides. Lineage: Eukaryota; Metazoa; Nematoda; Chromadorea; Rhabditida; Rhabditidae. The record is from the annotation of a GenBank genome assembly.
AUGUCUACUGUUGGCUAUAUUGGUGCUGGCAUAUGCCUUUUCGGCGUACUUUCCGCUUUGUACUCUAUUACUCACAUUGUAAAGGAUAUCAAUAACCUUCGCAAUGAAGUUGAAGGGCGCGUUGAUGAAUUCAAAGUGCUCGCUGAUGACACAUGGGACCGACUCCUAAUCCUUCAAUCACCAACCGGCGAGUCCGCUUAUCCACUUCCAUCCGCUUUCCGUGGAAAGCGUUUCGUCUAUCCGGGAAUGUGCAACUGCGACAGCAACUCACAAGGAUGCCCAGCCGGACCACCGGGACCACCAGGAGCGCCAGGAAAGCGUGGAGAUGAGGGACAUCCGGGAGAUGCCGGUCGUCCAGGAGCCAGCGGAGUUUCGCUUGCUAUCGCCCACGACAUUCCAGGAGGAUGCAUCAAAUGCCCACAGGGACCAGCUGGACCACCAGGACCAGACGGAGAGCCAGGAAAGCAAGGAUUCGCAGGAUCUGACGGAAAGCCAGGACCAGCUGGAGAUGAUGGAGAGCCGGGACCACAAGGACCAGAAGGUGACAAGGGAGCUCCAGGACCAAAGGGAUACGAUGGAACUAAUGGACCAGACGGUAUGCCAGGAACCGCCUACUUCCCAGGAGCCGCCGGACAGCCAGGAGAGCCAGGAUGGGCUGGAGAGCCAGGACUGCCAGGAAAGCACGGAGAGCCAGGAAAGGAUGGAGAGGAAGGACCAGUUGGAGCCCCAGGAACUCCAGGAAACCCAGGACAUGAUGGAUUCCCAGGAAAGUCUGGAAGCCCAGGAACCGAUGGAGCCCCAGGAAAGGAUGCGCACUACUGCCCAUGCCCACAACGCCAAGAGGAUCGUAACCCACCAACUAGUGGAAAGACACCAUCUCCACCACCACCCCCACCAACUCAGACUCGCGCUACUCAGCCACCAGAGAGUGGAAACGAUCGUACCCCACCGCCAACUCAGCCGCAUAUUGAAUACACCCAACCGCCAACUCAGCCGCAUGAUGUCUACACUCAACCACCAACUCAUCCAGAUGCUGGAUACACUCAACCACCAACUCAUCCAGACGCGGGAUACACUCAGCCACCAACUCAUCCAGAUUACACCUCUCCACCAGAGCCAACCAGCUAUCCAUCAUAUCCAGCUCCAAACUAUCCAUCGCCAUCACCACCACAAGCCGGAGGAUAUGAUGCCCCAUCGCCGCCACAAACUGGAGGAUACAGACGUCGUUAUUAA